AUGCCUUUUGACUUGCCAACCCUUCGGAAGAUUGCGUAUGGCGUCUUUGCAUUUUUCUCCUUCGUCGUCUUUUGCUUGACUAUUGCUCGACUUGCCUACACAAACAACUUGCCGCGUGGCGAUCCAUUAAACAGAGGUGGAGGAACUUCUAUGGCAAGACCUCGACACGCGUCUCUCCGUCACCCAGUGUACUUACUCCAUCUUCCAGACCCAGAUAUUGUGGAACUGCUGGUGACCUCAAUGAUGUCGAUGGCGUGGGCCAGUUUCCUCAUCUACACCAUUCAUAAGCGUGUGGAGGGCAACCUCGUGUCGACAUUCCGCGGCGAGCUCGUCGGCCUGGCUAUCAUCUGGCUGUUCUGGAUCGUUGGGACAUCUAUCGCCACCACUUUCUGGGGAAACCUCGGCUUCUGCUCUGAAUUCGAGGCCUGUCGCGUCCUCUCCGCCAUCGUCGCCUUCUCCUGGCUGGCAUGGCUCACUCUGACUUUGAUUUCUGGAGUUAGCGUCACCUUCAUCAUCGCAAACGGCGCAUUGCUCGAACCAUUGCACGGGCAAUGGAUUCCUGCUUUGCCACGAGACUUAGAGACUGGCAGCCAGUACACGGAACGCAACCCUCGCUCGCGUCCUGUUUCCACUGGUGCCUAA
Messenger RNA from Mycena indigotica, 642 nucleotides. RefSeq lists its product as uncharacterized. The record is from RefSeq and is a predicted model, not a curated record. The coding region runs from base 1 to 642 and encodes 213 amino acids. Lineage: Eukaryota; Fungi; Basidiomycota; Agaricomycetes; Agaricales; Mycenaceae. The transcript is spliced from 4 exons.